AUGGCUUUCACGUACGACAGACGACAGUACGACACCGUAGCAGUGUUUGGCGUUUAUUACUAUGGAUUCUAUGAAGCGGAAACAGCCUUAUCUCUUAAAUUAUUUUCCAAACAAAAAAAUAUCGCCAACAGAGGUGGAAAACAAAAUACUGAAGAAUUGAAAAAACUUGUAACAUUACCACUCAGUCAAUAUUCAAAAUUACUUGGUAAGGAUGGAUAUUUAGAAAAACAUAAUCAAAAUCAUUAUCAUCAGGAUGCAAUUUUAAAAUCAAGUGACUUUUUAAAAACUUACUACUCACCUAAUAAGCAGGUUAAUAAUAUUCUAAACAGUGAACGUUUAAGACAAGUUCAAGAAAACAGAUACCGAGGUUACCGUGACUCAGGAAAAAUAAUAUUUCAUGAUACUGAAGACUCUAAAAAUUUAACUGAUCCAACUUAUUCUAUUGUGAAGAAUGAAGGUAAUUUUCGCGAACUUUUGAAAUACCGUGUUGUGUCUGGUGAUACAAAAUUUAAAAAUGACUUGCUUAAUUUUAAUUCAAAAGCUAGUUAUAUAUCUCCAAUCAUCCAAGAAGAUCUGAUUAAAUGUUGUAAGGAAGAAAUACUGUCGUUUAUAUUAGAUGAAGUAAAUACAAAUCAAUUUUACAGAAAAAUAACAUAUGAACGUUUCGUUGGUUUUAUCAAUUGCCAUGAUACAUUUAAUAAAAACCAGACUGCCAUUCCAAAUAAUGAUUUGUCAGAUACAUUGAUUGAUGACCAUUUAUCUAAAGAACCGAAGCUAACAGGAAAAGUACUUGGAAAUAUAGUAGUAUCCGAGUUAAAAGAAAUGUCACUUAACCUUAAAAACUGUAUAGGAAUUGGCACGUAUGGUUGUUCUGUAAUGACGUCAGUGUUAAGAGGAGCUGUGCAAGAAGUCCAGAAAAGCUGUCCAAAUGCUAUAUACAGCCCUUACACUAAUCAUGCUCUAAACUUAUCAAUUUCUAAAUCUUCGAAAGUCCAAAUUGUUAGAAAUAUUAUGGGAAUUCUCCAAGAAACCAUUUCAUUUUUUCAUUUAUCUUCCAAAAGGAAUUUCAUCUUGAAAAAUAACCUUAAAAGUUCCAAAAGUUCUAAGACAUCAUUAACCAGUUUGUGUGUUACACGUUGGGUAGAACGUCACACUAGUAUAAUAGACUUUGAAACCAACAUGCCAGAAAUUAUAGAAAGUCUAACACAUAUAUCUCAAUGGACAGAUCAAGUAUCAUCAUCUAAAGCUAACUCAUUACUCCUGAGUCUUAAAAUACCCGAAGAUGUAUCGGAAUCUAUUGAUGAAUGUCAUCCAGUCAUGUUUCCUACAAUUAGACAGGUUUUAGUAGUAUUAGCAACAUUACCAGUUAAAAACAUGGCUGAGAAGCCAAAUGUCCCAGAAAAGGCUGACAGGUUUGGCUUUGAUGAAUAUUCAUAG
Acyrthosiphon pisum (pea aphid) is the source of this 1437-nucleotide messenger RNA. RefSeq lists its product as uncharacterized. The transcript has 8 exons. The coding region runs from base 1 to 1437 and encodes 478 amino acids. The record is from RefSeq and is a predicted model, not a curated record. NCBI's taxonomy places the organism in Eukaryota, Metazoa, Arthropoda, Insecta, Hemiptera, Aphididae.